AUGGCGACAGGUAGUGGUUUGUGGGUCCAAGAAUCUGAGCUCCAACACAGAUGUUUUCCCGCACAUGGAUCAUCGGUUGUGACAUGCUUAACCUUCUCCCGUGGCCGGGGUGUCUGGGCGCUGGCUGCAACUGAGGAUACCCUCGUCAGCGGGUCUACGGACCGUACGGUGAGGAUUUGGGACCUGGCUACUGGUCGCUGUACGCACGUUUUUGGCGGUCAUAGCAGCACUGUACGAUGCCUCACCAUUGUCAAACCGGAGUGGGUAGACGUGGAACAAGAGUCUGGAUCCGUGUCAAAGGAGAAGUGGCCUGACCGAUCUGUCAUUGUCACUGGAAGCAGAGAUCACUCUUUGAGGGUUUGGACACUUCCGAAGCCAGGCGAAGAUGAGUACCACUGCUACGGCUCGGAGGAUGCGGACCCAGAUACCGAGGAUGAAGUUUGUGACGCCGAAAAGAAUCCAUACCAUAGGCUACAUCUUGAAGGUCAUGAUGAGGCCAUACGAGCAUUAGCAGCCUGGGGACGUACUGUAGUUUCAGGAAGCUAUGACUACAGUGUCCGUGUCUGGGAUAUAGUCACUGGACAAUGCAAAUUCGUUCUGACUGGCCACACUGGCAAAGUGUACAGUGUCGUUAUGGACCCAGCGCGCAACCAAGCGUACUCGAGUUCCAUGGAUGGAAUGGUUCGUGUGUGGAAUCUACACACCGGGCAAUGCCAACGCACCUUGGUAGGACAUACCUCGCUGGUCGGUCUUUUAGGAAUAUCGCCUUCCUAUCUGGUGUCUGGUGCCGCUGAUGCGACGCUACGUGUCUGGGACCCGGACACGGGCGAGUUGAAGCGUACUUUUUCCGCUCACGCGGGAGCCAUCACCUGCUUCCAGCAUGAUGAGUUCAAGGUUUUCAGCGGUUCUGAUAGUGCACUAAAGUUGUGGAACAUUGGCGACGGUACUAUUGUAAGAGAGUUCAAGUUGUCGACGGGUGUUAUGGAUACGCUACUAUGGAAGGUGAUGUUUGACGACCGGUGGUGUGUUGCCGCAAGCAAGAGGAACGGUACCACAUUGCUCGAUGUAUGGGAUUUUGGAAGCCCCGACGAUGACGGUAUAGAGGUGCCUCCGAAAGGGACUUAGGUGAAGAAGGCGAAAAGGGAAGGGGUCUCGUGGUUCAGUAGGCCCGAGCGCCACUACAGGCAGUCUCUUUCUUCAUGCCUGGUCGUGACCCGUUCUUUUUUGGCUAGGUUCCAUGGUUUUUGGACCGCAUUCACGCAUCCCGCGACUUAUACGUGAAAUACUGUGGACCUUAUUCAGCGUGUUGCGUUUAACACAUCCUCGAACUGAGUGCACUAGUGUAUCGAUGAAGAUGUAGCUGCAUGCCAAGGCCGGUGCACUGAAAGACCCAUGCACAGAGGGCGUGACGAUAUUGGGGGUCUCCUCGGCUACUCGUGUUGACAGAAGUAUCAAAUACAGUAUCUAUUAUCUAUGACUUGCAAUGAGACUGUUAUACAGAUCCACGCCGGGUAACAUACACAAGUUUGUCAAAAGG
Molecule: messenger RNA, 1537 nt
Organism: Desarmillaria tabescens
Lineage: Eukaryota; Fungi; Basidiomycota; Agaricomycetes; Agaricales; Physalacriaceae
Product: cell division control protein 4
Exons: 4
Coding region: 1-1125 (374 amino acids)
Molecular function (GO): protein binding
Source: RefSeq, a predicted model, not a curated record